UAUACUUCACGUGGACUCGACUAUGUUGGUCACGGGCACGCUCUUGAUCCUCUCGGUCUUGCUGCUGGCCACGCUUCUCAUAUGGCGUCGGCGGCACUUCUCGUACUUCAAGAGGAUCGGCAUUCCGGGGCCGAAACCAAGCCUAAUCUGGGGAAAUCUCAGGGAAUAUCACUCGAUGGAAAUCUACAAAGUAAUAGGAAAAUGGCUGGAUCAAUACGGGGACAUUGUUGGGUUCUACAAUGGCGACGCUCCUUUUGUCGUGACUAGGGACAUAAACUUCGUCGAGCACAUCUUUGUGCGCAACUUUCAAAACUUCGUUGAUCGAGGCUUUACAAUGAUGACUGACCAAAUGCAUCCCGUCUUGAAAAAGUCCAUCAUGCACGUUGGAGGGCUUCCCUGGAAAAGUAUUCGGUCGUCUGUGACCUAUGGGAUGAGUGCCAACAAGCUUAAACAGAUGAUGCCUCACCUCGAAGAAGAUGCGAACAUAUUCAUCAAGUCAUUGGAAAAGCACGCGGAUACCGGGGAAGAAGUGCUCAUGAUUCGCAAGUUGGAGGAACUCUCCAUGGACUACGUGGCACGAGGAUCGUUCGGCAUUGACGAGCGCUUUCAAGGGAAUCCUGAUCACCCACUCGUUGCCAUCGCCAAGGCUACUUUAAGGGGCACCAUGAAGGGCCCUCUUCACAAGAUCGCACAGAGUACGACAGCCUUCGGGCUACUCAUGAAGCCUUUCUACUGGCUCUCGCCUCUCUUAGGAGAGUAUACAUUUGAGAACCUGAAUAAACAGACAGCCAAGGUCAUUCAGCUGAGAAAAAGCAAUCCCUCGCUACGAAAGCCUGACAUCUUGCAAAAUCUCCUCGACGCUGAGUACGUCGAGGCUGAAGAGGAACGUGGCGACUACAAAGUUGGAAAUGGAAGCGUUAGGAGCAGAGCUCUAACAACCGAAGAAAUUAUAAACGCCUCUUCUGUGCUUUUCAUCGCUGGGUUUGAAACUACAGCAACAGCUCUAAGCUACAUAUUCUUCGCAUUAGCAAAGCACCCGGAUGUACAAGAGAAACUUCGGCAAGAAGUGAUCGAUGCGAUCGGCACCAACGGUUCUUUGGACUAUGAAACAGUCAUGAAGAAGCUGAAGUACUUGGAGAAAGUAGUAGACGAAGGGCUACGCCUUUAUCCACCGGGACUAACGUUUGUGACACGGCAAGCGAAAGAAGACUUUGAGUACAACGGCAUCAAAUUUAAGGCUGGCACAAACUUCAUGGCAGCGCAGUACCAGAUACUAACGGACUCGCGAUAUUUCUCUAACCCCAUGGAGUUUAAUCCCGACAGGUAUUCACCAGGAAAUGAGGCCUCGUUUACGAAAGCGGCGCACAUACCAUUCGGUGUUGGGCCUCGUAACUGCGUUGGAAUGAGGCUGGCAUUGCUCAAAAUUAGGUACACUGUGGCCAGGAUGGUCCAGAAGUACAGGUUGGAACUGGGGCCUUCUCAGAAGGGAACCAUGGAACUCAGCCAAUAUGCUAUGGUAUCAACGCCUGCAAGGGGCCCCUGGAUUGUUCUGCACAGUUUGGCGAAUGAACGCUGUGGCAGCGAUUCGCAUUAUUCGCACUGUAAAUAGUCAUACGCAAUC
This is a messenger RNA of Rhipicephalus sanguineus (brown dog tick), 1621 nucleotides long. Its product is annotated as cytochrome P450 6B1. The coding region runs from base 23 to 1609 and encodes 528 amino acids. Lineage: Eukaryota; Metazoa; Arthropoda; Arachnida; Ixodida; Ixodidae. The record is from RefSeq and is a predicted model, not a curated record. The transcript has 14 exons. Gene Ontology annotation, molecular function: oxidoreductase activity, acting on paired donors, with incorporation or reduction of molecular oxygen; iron ion binding; monooxygenase activity.